Molecule: messenger RNA, 3778 nt
Organism: Nymphaea colorata (pocket water lily)
Lineage: Eukaryota; Viridiplantae; Streptophyta; Magnoliopsida; Nymphaeales; Nymphaeaceae
Product: probable DEAD-box ATP-dependent RNA helicase 48
Exons: 10
Coding region: 168-2858 (896 amino acids)
Molecular function (GO): nucleic acid binding; ATP binding; RNA helicase activity
Source: RefSeq, a predicted model, not a curated record
UAAUGCAGAGCACCUAAGUCCGUCUUAGUUUCAGAACCAAGAUUCAAAUACCUCGGCUCCCCGAAGCCCUAAACCCCAAGCUCCUCUCCCGCCACUCUCUUUCUCUCUCUCUCAGUGGAUCACCACAUUUCUCUUUGGUCGGAAUAUUCUCUUUCCCGCGGAUUCCGAUGGGCGGCGGUCCUAGGACGUUCCCGGGUGGGCUGAACAAAUGGCAAUGGAAGAGGAUGCACGAGAAGAAGGCGAGGGAGAAGGAGAAGCAGCUGCUCCAACAGGAGAAGCAGCUCUACGAGGCCAGGGUCCGGUCGCAGAUCAGAAGCCAGUUUGCUGGGAGCGCCGGGGUGCCGGCGGGGGGAUCGGGCGGGGCACAGUUUGGGGCAAUGACGCCCGAAGGUCACGUGAACGCACUCGCGGAUCGCUUCAAGAAGGCCGGGGCGGAGGACCUCUGGAAUGAAGACGAUGGACCGUUGGAGGAUCCUGUUACUCCAGCGGAGGUGCCGGGUCCGGCUCGGCAUCCGUCGGGGUCAUGGGUGCCAUCUUUGUCCAGGAGCCGUGGCUAUGUCCGUUCAGAGAAUUGGGAGAAUUCUAAGCAAUUUGCAUCGCGGAGGGGGUUUUCAAGCCUUUCGCGGAUGGAUACCUCGUUGGAUUGUUGGAAGGAUCGUUUUAGGCCCACUGUCAGGGUCUCGGGAUGGAAAUGGAGUGAUAGUUUUACUAUGUUCGGUUUGCGGAGAAUUGGCGGUAUUUUUGUUGGAAAUGGUACGUGGAGAGAUUGUUCAACGCUUUCCACAGGAAGGUCUUGUUCGAAUUUACACGGAGACGAAGGAUCAAUGCGAUUCGAAAUGGCAUUGAGGGGUAACGGAAAGCAUAGCGUCACGGUAGGGAUUAACUCGAGAAACAUUGGGGAGAUUAAUCGUGGAAAAUGUUUUCCGAGGCAGUUUUCCAUGUCUGUACUAUUGGAAGCAUUUCCAGCACAUACGAGAGAAGAUUCACUGUCGUGGUUGCCAAUGGUUCAUAAUCUAUGCGGGAAGACUAUUUGUUUAAAUUCUAUUAUCCCGGGGAGAACUGGUAGAAUUUCUUUGGAGGGUUUGUCUUGGAGGUAUUAUUCGAGUUUCACGGGAAACAGUGGUAUGUUUAAGAAAGAUCCCUCCUUGGAUUACAGAACCGAUCGCGGCAUAUCCGAGAAGGAUAUGAAUAUGGCUUGGUCAAGGUCAGACUCUGACGAGGAAGGGGAGGCGGAUGAUUUUCAAGAAGGGGUUAGCACCAGGAAGGCCUUCGCUGGAGGCGUCUUGAGGAAUCACGAUCCAAAGAGGGAGAGGAGAUUCCCAAAGCCAGGGGAAGCUGAAAAUGAAUUUUCUCGGUCCAUAAGAAUGCAAUUGCAAAGUGGGGAUUUCUUAUCCAGAGUCGCGGGAGGAAGAAUUCGGGAGAAGGAGGAAUCAUUACUCAGCGAGAAAAGAUUUGAUGAAUAUGACAUUUCUCCCUUGACAAUUAAAGCACUUUCUUCAGCUGGUUAUACACAAUUGACAGUGGUACAAGAGGCUACACUUUCUAUCUGCCUUGAAGGCAAAGAUGCACUUGUUAAAGCUAAAACUGGUACAGGGAAAACUGCAGCAUUUUUGCUUCCUGCAAUUGAAGCAGUUCUGAAGGCUAGUCCUAGCAGUUCGGAGCAGAGACUGCACCCAAUACUCGUGCUUGUUCUUUGCCCCACUCGGGAGCUUGCAAGUCAAAUUGCAGCAGAGGCAAAUGUUAUGCUAAAAUACCAUUGUGGAAUUGGUGUCCAAACAUUAAUUGGUGGAACACGCUUUAAGGAUGACCAAAAGCGGCUGGAAUCAGAGCCUUGUCGGAUUAUUGUUGCAACUCCUGGCAGGUUAUUGGAUCAUAUUGAGAACAGAUCUGGCUUUUCUGUGCGUUUGAUGGGUCUCAAAAUGCUUGUCCUAGAUGAGGCAGACCUUCUACUGAAUUUGGGAUUUCGUAAAGACAUAGAGAAGGUUGUUGAUUGUGUUCCACGACAGAGGCAGUCAAUGCUAUUUUCUGCUACAAUUCCCAAAGAGGUACGCAGGAUUUCUCAACUGGUUUUGAAGAAGGAUCAUGUUUAUAUAGAUACUGUAGGGUUGGGAAGGCAAGAGACACAUGCAAAGGUUUCACAGUCGUACAUAGUUGCUUCUCAUGAAGAUCACUUUCAGAUAGUUCCUUGCAUAUUAAUGGAUCAUAUUAAGGAAGAGCCAGACUAUAAGGUUAUUGUUUUCUGUGGGACGGCAAUGGUAACAUCACUCAUGUAUCACCUCCUUCUAGGGUUAAAAAUGCAUGUUAAGGAAAUUCAUUCCCGAAAACCUCAGCUUUAUCGUACUCGUAUAUCUGAUGAAUUCCGUGAAUCGAAGAGGCUUAUUCUUGUAAGUUCAGAUGUUUCAGCACGUGGAAUGAACUAUCCUGAUGUUACACUGGUUGUACAGGUUGGUAUACCAUCUGAUCGUGAACAAUACAUUCAUCGUCUUGGUCGUACGGGCCGUGAAGGGAAAGAUGGUAAGGGUGUGCUGCUUCUUGCACCAUGGGAGGAGUAUUUCUUGGACGAAAUAAAGGAUCUGCCCAUUCAAAAGUCCAUGGUACCUCAGAUAGAUCUGGAUCUCAGGAACAAGGUGGAGCAUUCACUGGGAAAGAUCGACACCAGCAUCAAGGAAGCUGCAUAUCAUGCGUGGCUUGGAUUUUACAAUUCCAUUAGAGAAAUAGGUAGAGACAAAACCACAUUGGUCGAGCUUGCUAACCAGUUCUGUGAUUCGAUCGGCUUGAGGAGACCUCCGGCCAUGUUCAGGAAGACGGCAUCAAAAAUGGGUUUGAGGAACGUCCCUGGAAUACAAAUCAAGAAAUAGAUUUUGCUUCAGAUGCGUCAUUGCAAUAGAACAGAAAGAAAAAACAAGGCCUAGCCACAAAAUAGGUAAACUUGGAUGGUUGGAAUUUUUUUUACUUGUAAGGGCAGGCAUCGGGGUAAGCCAGCAAAAUCACUGGCUCAUUGAUCAGGCAUCAGCGUAAGGAAGUAUUUUCUGUGGAUGGGAAAAAAAGGUUCCAUGCACCCCAUAAAUAUUCCGAUGCUGAAUUUCUUGACUGAGCAUAUCAAUGCAACAAUGCAUGUUGAGGGUUUGGUUGUGGUCCUGCAAGGAGCUCUGUUCUUAAAGAGAUAGGCAGGUAAGUGUUUUUUUUCCCAAAGGGAAAAAAUUUGCAAAAUCUCUGUUUAUCAGCAGUUGUAACUUUUGGAAGGCAUUAAUCUCCUGCUGACAAAGUGGUUGGUUGAUGGGCCCCAUGCUUCGGAGGAAUGGGUGUGAAACACCACGCCCCUAGUUGUUGUUGGACAGUUUGUGGUCACACUGUAUGCUUUCACUGCUAAAUUUUGAUCCGGAUGGUACCAUUCAGGCCCUGCAGUAGCUACAUGAGUAGUUGUGCUGUUACUACCAGUUGUGGUGAGCUUACGUUCACUGUAAACAGGGGAAGCUUCCUGGUGGCAUCAUUCUGUGCAUAGUACGUAGCACUUUGAACGUUUUUGCCCAGGCUGAACCUAAUGGCGUCCCCACAAGUUGCAGCAAAGUUAAAAGAGAUGAUGGAGUGGCACUGCAUAGAAAGGGGGAGUAUGGCUGGAAACUGCCUCAGUAGCAAAAUGCUGAGCAGUUUGUAAUGAAUAUAUAUUACACCUUGAGCUGCUAGAAUUGUCUGCUCGAAGUAGAUUUGUGUCUUUCCCUCAAGUAGAUAAUUAAUUAUUAGUAUUACCAUUUGGUAAUUUAUUUUCUCUUUCUAACAA